CCUCUAUUUUCGCCUUGGCGCCACGCUGAAUAUACCAUCAACAUGUGGCGACUACACUGGGCAUCACGGAAAAUAAUGCCGUUAUCCUGCAAAGGGGGUAUACUUGGUGGCCAUAAAAGUACGUCCACGUGGACGUCGGGGAUUGCUGAUGUUCUGUUUGGAUCAAAUCUUAUCCCACAAGAGGCACUGUCAUCGGGAUUUUCCGUGGUAUCCUGGCUGUCUCAGAAACAAGCACGAUUAACUCAACCUGCGCCACGCACCACAUUGGGACGUUUGCAGCUGGCGAAGGGUUGUUUUGGUCUUUCUAACAGGCCCAACAUCACAGCAGAGCAGAAGUUGUGCCGAGACCCGCUAUGAUAUCCACCUACAAACAUACAUUUCAAUAUCCACCGGCAAUGUGCGGUAUUAUUUGCAAUGGGUCGGCUCUAGACCCGUCGGUAGUAACUCUGUAUGCGGUUUCGUCGUUGCGCCGAUAAAGUUCCGAAUGCUGCUACAAGGUGUUCGCUGGGAACGCCUCGGUCCGCAGGCACGUCUUGUACCUGCAUGACACCCGUACUGCAUGCGCAUGUACAGCGAACAUGACUUUUUGCAACACUGCCGCGAUGAACUGCAACAGCUUGCUCGUCGUUUUAUGUGCUGAGAAGUUGGCUACCAAGGAAGGAAUAUGAAAUUCUG
This is a messenger RNA of Bipolaris maydis ATCC 48331, 675 nucleotides long. Lineage: Eukaryota; Fungi; Ascomycota; Dothideomycetes; Pleosporales; Pleosporaceae. The record is from RefSeq and is a predicted model, not a curated record.